Cotesia congregata is the source of this 1155-nucleotide messenger RNA. The record is from the annotation of a GenBank genome assembly. Lineage: Eukaryota; Metazoa; Arthropoda; Insecta; Hymenoptera; Braconidae.
AUGAGCGAACAGUCGAUAAACGAGACUGUGGAAGAUAAGGAAGAAGGAAAGAGACAGGCAGAGACAAAAAGUGAGUCUGGGGAGUCGCGGGGUGGGGAAGGGGAACCAGUGUUUGAAGAGGGGCUAGAAGAUGGAGAGGGAAGCGGAGGCAUUGAUAGAAGGGGCAAAGGAAGACUGAAGAAAGCGGAAUCAUGGAAGAUUCUAAGAACAAGUAGCUUAGGGAAUCUGGGCGAUAUUAGAGGAUGGGUGAAUACUAGUAAAAGGAAGGUAACAGAAGAGGGAGAAGAUAGAGAUACGAAAAUAAGGGCAGUUGGAAACAAAAAGGAAGAAGGAAUAGAAAAGCUUAUAGAAAACGGAUUUAAGAAGAUCAUAGAGAGACUAGAUGAGGAGAAAAGAGAAAGGAAUAAACAGAUAGAGGAGAUGAGAAAAGAAACCAGAUUGCUAGAAGAAAGAAUGGCAAGAAAGACGCAGGAGCUGGAAUUGAAAUUAGAUAAGCUGAAGAUAGAGGUACAAGCAGGAUGGGAGGCAAGUAUGACGAAAGAGGGAGUGGAAAAAGAAAAUACGAAAAUAAAGGAAAAUAAAAUAGAGAAAGAAAUGAAAGAAAAGAUCGAGCAGAUAAGAGAGGAGUUACACAAAGGGAAAGAUAAAGACAAAGGAACAAACGAAGAUGAAGACAGACUAUGGGAGUUAGAGAAGUGGAAAGAAAAUAAGGAAAAAGAGGAAAGGAAAAAUAAUGUAAUGAUUUUUGGAUGGAAUGUGGAAGGAAAAAUAGAUAAAGAGAAGGUAACACAGUUCAUUAAAAGUGAGAUAGAGGUAGAAAGCGCGGUAGACGACAUAGAAGAGGUAAGAAGUAGAGGAGAAGGGGAGAAAAAAAUGGUAUGGAUAAGAAUGAAAAACUGGGAAAAGAAGAAAGAAAUAAUGGAGAAUAAAAGUAAGCUGAAAGGGAAAAAAGUAUUCAUAGAAAAUGACAGAACAAAGAAGGAGAGGGAAGAGCAGAAAGAACUAAACAGAAGAGCCAGAUGGGCUAAGGCAGAGGGUGCAAAAGAAGUGAAACUGGGGUUUGGAAGGCUGUGGGUCGACGGGGAAUGGAAAGUGUGGGACAGCAAAAGAAAAAUACUAGUGGGUACUACAGGGGGGAGAGAGUCAAAGGAAUAG